AUGCAUUACCUUCGCCAUGCAGUAUCAGACAUAAAACACCUGGGGGCACUGGAUAGCCUUUCAACAGAAACUAUGGAAACCCUCCACCAAUUUGUCAAAGCUGCAUAUCCACUAACAAAUCGGAGACAGUUUAAGUCUCAGAUUAUCCGCAUACUCAAGCAUGUUGAAUCUGUGCAGUUGUUUUCUCAAUACAUUCAGUAUACCAUACCCCUGAAUCCCUCUGGCAUUCAAGAUCAGCAUGCUAGUGAUGGUGACAGGGAUGGCAAUGCAGAUGACAGCAGUGGUGAACACAAUAGUGCUGUUGCCAGUGGUAGGGAUGGGGAUAUUGAUAUUGGUACAAAUGGUAGGGACAACACCUUGACCACUGAUUCACUGGGAGGUGUUAUCUAUAGGUACUCCACCUAUCGAUACCUUGAUGAUAUCCACAGCAUUGGCGAAAUCAUUCAUCUAAUGCCUGGAGUUGAUGUCAUUUCACCAUUUGUCUGGUUUUUUGUUCACAGAAAGCAUGGAACAUCACACAGAACCCAGCGUCAAGUUCAUCAGCAGCAUGAAGUACCAGAGUACUUGGAAUGGCUUUACACUUGGUUUUCUUUCAAACUUGGGGCCCCUGCCCCUAACAAACACUAUGAGCAGGAGAUACAAACUCUUCAUUGCAAUCCUGGAUUCAAAGGAAAACCUGUGAUUUUUGACCCUGUUGUUGUUGAAAUAGAACCUCAGCAAAGUGGCUUGAAACGCUAUCGUGUUGCCCAGAUCUGCUUUCUAUUUUCCCCAUUUUCCAAAUAUCUGGAGCAAUAUGAAACAUUUCACCCAUCCACUAUCUCUCUCCCUAACAAAGGUAAUAAGUGUGCCAUUGAUGACAUUUAUGCCUUUGUCUUGUGGUUUGAACCUAUUUCAUCUCCCCUUCCACACUCAAAGCUUAGGACUGUGCAGAAGAUGUGGGUUGUCAGCAAGCCACAGGGAUUGUUCAUCUUGUGGACAUUAAGUUCACUUGUGAACUAG
This is a messenger RNA of Cantharellus anzutake, 999 nucleotides long. RefSeq lists its product as uncharacterized. The transcript has 2 exons. The record is from RefSeq and is a predicted model, not a curated record. Lineage: Eukaryota; Fungi; Basidiomycota; Agaricomycetes; Cantharellales; Hydnaceae. The coding region runs from base 1 to 999 and encodes 332 amino acids.